Diachasmimorpha longicaudata is the source of this 1726-nucleotide messenger RNA. RefSeq lists its product as uncharacterized. The coding region runs from base 324 to 1583 and encodes 419 amino acids. Lineage: Eukaryota; Metazoa; Arthropoda; Insecta; Hymenoptera; Braconidae. Gene Ontology annotation, molecular function: chitin binding. Gene Ontology annotation, cellular component: extracellular region. The record is from RefSeq and is a predicted model, not a curated record. The transcript has 2 exons.
CCAAGCUAAAAAAAUUGCAGUUGUGUAUAAUGGAGAUUAGUAGUUCUCAUGUCACUCUUUCGAUAAUGGAAUUAUUUCCUGGGGGGGUGAUUUUCCACUCGAAAAAGUCUUUCGUAUUUGUAUUUUUUUUUGGAAAUUGUCUUAUAACAUACUGUUUACUUAACCCACUUCUUCUUAAAUCAGUUCACCAUCUGCUUAGCACUAAGAAAUCUCUUGAGUUUCACCAAAAAUCGACUCAUAACUGUUCUUCAGAGGUGCUAAUGAUCCUCUGGAAGACAAGUCGGAGCUCGACUCAGAGGCACCUCAGUAUUCAAUGAAAUACAAUGGAGGGCAUUCUGGCAAUUCUCCUCUUUUCCUUGACACUCGCUAGUGCAUCAAAGUGUCCAGAGGCAAGAAAACCACACGUAACGGGGUGUUCUAUUUAUUACGAGUGCAUUAAUCUCCCUGAAGGAGGGUAUGUGUGGGCGCCAGCGAAAUGUCCAGAAGGGUUGAUGUUUCAACCUUAUCUACGCCUCUGCGUCCUCCCAGGAGACUCCUGGGCGUGUGUGGAACAUUCAACUCAUGCCUCAACAAACUUAAAAACCCCGGAAUUGCUUGACGAAACCAAGACGAGUUACCAUGAAUUGAAUCCACAUUAUUUCAAUUCUCCUGAAUACCUCAAUCUCGGUAAUUUCGUCUCGACAAUUCCACAUCCACUGAUAGAAGUUGAAAAUCUCAACGAAAAGGAAAACCACGUUCAAGGCUCCCAGAAACUCCCAAACAACAUAAAAGCGAUGGGAACAAAUGGAGUAGAAAAUGUGAAUGGAUUUAGUCAAGUGAUAUUCUACAGAUACCCAGGAUCUGCUCCUUCAUCUCCAGUAAUUGACGCAUCCAACAAUGAAUUUAUCGUGCAAUUCAUCCGCAAUUACGUAUUUAAUCACACUAUCAAUUCAAGAGGCGACAGAAAACGUAUGAAGAACAGUUCAAGCACGACCGAGAGGAUUAAUGACCCUGGAGAUGGGCCAGAAGUUACUGCGACGAGUGAUAUACCACCCAAGGACGAACUUAUUGAUGAGGCCAAUAAUGUAAUAGCCAUCAUAGGUAAUUUAGGUAACAGGGAAUACGUAACAACUGAAAAAUACAAAUCACUGUCGACACAAAUGAAAAUUGAGGUGAUCGAAGUUGUCCCCUGUAUAACAGGCAUCCGUCUGCCAAAUGCCACAAAUUGCAUGAAGUAUUAUAUGUGUGAGCCAAAAACAGCUGAGGUGUACGAUUUUACGUGUCCUCAGAAUACAGCUUUCAAUGCACAGAUUAAUUUAUGUGAUCAUCGCAAACAUAUAUCGUGUAAAAAAAUUACUGAAGGACUUCAUGUGGAAAAACUCAUUCUUGUUCAAGAAAAGGGCGAUCCGACGCGAGAGGAUAACCCUUGCGAGAAAACGGGAAAAUAUGCAGAUAAAAAUUCCGCGAAAUUUUACUAUUUGUGUUACACAGAUGAACAUUCGGAAAAAAUCAAAUCUGUAAAAUUAUCCUGCCCCAAUAAUUUAAUGUUCUGUGAGAAAAAAAAGGCCUGUGUAUCUAAACGUUUUUGUUACGCGGUGGAAUAGCUCGUUCCAAGAAAAAAAAAGUAAAGCAGCAACGUAACUUGAAAACUUGACAGACGCAAAACAAUUUCCAGGGUAUCAUGUGAUUCCCUAUUUCAUUGUUUGUAAUUUAAACAUUUUCUUAAAUAAAAAGAAAAAAUAGUUUU